AUGCUGCCAUAUCUAUCGCAAGUGAGAGCACGUAUUGUGAAAGGUCAACGGGAAGGACGUUAUCAAGAAGAUUUACUGGACCAGUGGAUUAAUGUUUUCAUCAGUCCCAUUGGCGUGGUGGGGAAAGAGGGAUUGGCAACCGCUAUCCAAAUCAUUAACUAUAAUCCUUUACGGAAGGAGCAUUAG
This is a messenger RNA of Phytophthora nicotianae INRA-310, 186 nucleotides long. RefSeq lists its product as hypothetical. Bases 1 to 186 code for a protein of 61 amino acids. The record is from RefSeq and is a predicted model, not a curated record. The transcript has a single exon. Lineage: Eukaryota; Oomycota; Peronosporomycetes; Peronosporales; Peronosporaceae.